AUGUCGGUGAACAUGCGAAAGUCCUACAACAGCCGGGACUACGAGGGGCUGCACCUUCGCCUCGACCCUGUAGAGAGCGCGAAGCUCUUCGAUUACGCCAUCGACCUGGUUGAACGCCGCGUGCCGUACAAUUUCGCCGACCUGCUGUACCAACCGAUGAAGGCCGUCCUCCCGGAUAGCGGAUUCUUUGAGGACGUCCCUAACGAAAGCUCCCUGCAGGUCAAGAAGGUCUUCUGCUCCCAGGCUUUCGUCCUAGCCCUGCGCAACAGCCUGCACAACGACGACCUCGCCGGGGCACUCAUCGACGAGAGCCCAAUCCAGCGGAAGAAGCUGCUCUGGAGGCUGAUCAGCGAAAACAGCCGGCUCUGCACUCCCAGCGACCUCUACCAUAUCAUCAGGCCUUACUGCAGGAGAGUGGACAUGGACCGGCUCCGGCACGGCCAUUUGUCUUACACAUAA
Guillardia theta CCMP2712 is the source of this 459-nucleotide messenger RNA. RefSeq lists its product as hypothetical. The transcript has a single exon. The coding region runs from base 1 to 459 and encodes 152 amino acids. The record is from RefSeq and is a predicted model, not a curated record. Lineage: Eukaryota; Cryptophyceae; Pyrenomonadales; Geminigeraceae.